This is a messenger RNA of Megalopta genalis, 3289 nucleotides long. RefSeq names its product SWI/SNF-related, matrix-associated actin-dependent regulator of chromatin, subfamily a, containing DEAD/H box 1 (gene Etl1). Gene Ontology annotation, molecular function: ATP binding. The record is from RefSeq and is a predicted model, not a curated record. Lineage: Eukaryota; Metazoa; Arthropoda; Insecta; Hymenoptera; Halictidae.
CGAUAUCGUAGGAAAAACAGAUAACCUACGAUUUCCUUUUUUUUCCCCCUUCAUAAAUUUCAUGAAAUAUAUGAAGAGAUCACGGUGGAUGGCGUUGGAUGAUUGCUAAGUUGUUAAAAAUUCUAAAUCGGGAUAUUCCAAGUUAAUUGGUAAAUAUGUAGGUACAUGUUACUAUCAGUAACUAUAUUAACCUGUUGGACAUCUGUCUUUCUCCCUAGUCCGGAGCUUUUCCGAAUGCACCUGUCAAACGUGUUUUAAAAGCUACCUUUAUCUAGAAAAAUGUGUUUCCGGCAGCGUCUCUCAAUCGUUUAACGAGAUGUCGGAUUCGAAUUCGCCGAAAACAGAUGCGAGCAGCCCAAGCCUCUCAGGAAAUUUGCGACAAUUCCGAUUCCAAAAGAAACAACUGAAACCAUUAAACAUGUCGGAUGAUGACAGUAAUCAUGUAGGAUCUGACAUACAAUUUCGACGCAAAGCAGUCAAUGUAAUUGAGGAUAGUGAUAGUGACGUAGGCAGUGCUUCUAAAACUACACAUUCUACAGUACGCAAAAAUAAGGAAAUGCAUAUCAACUCAAAAUGGAAUAGCGAUGAUGGGGAAGAAGUUGUUAAGAAUAAGAGAAAAAGAAGUUUGAAAGGCACUCCUAGGGGCAUGAAGAAAAAGAAAAGAAAAAUUAACAGAGAUGAAGAUGUAGAUAUUGAUUCUGAUGAAGAAAGUUUUAACAAAGAAAAAGUAUUUGAUAGCGAUGAAGAUUCUGAUAUGGAAAUAUCUAAUGAUCUCACUGGUGAUAAAAAAGCAGUUCUUGAAUUUAUGCAAAAUUCUCAUAUAUCAGAACUGCUUUUGAUGUCACAGUGCUCUCAAAAGAAAGCAAAUGCUAUUAUAGAAGCAAGACCAUUCGAAGAUUGGAGAGACAUAGUUCAAAAAUUCCAAAAUAAUAGAUAUUUAGAUACAGAACUAUUGAACUCAGCUCAAGAAUUACUGGCUACAAGGAAUACAGUGGAAGCUUUGAUGAAGAAAUGCCUUCGUUUGUCUUCAAACUUAGAAAAGGCUGUAGCUGCAGGAGUUUCAGCUAUUACAAAGCAGCCAAAAGAAUUGUCGCCAAGCUUAACAUUGGCUCCUUAUCAAAUGGUUGGCUUGAACUGGUUGGCUGUGAUGCAUGCACAGAAUGUGAAUGGUAUACUAGCAGAUGAGAUGGGCUUGGGUAAAACAGUACAAGUAAUAUCUUUCCUCACUUAUUUAAAAGAGACUGGUCUCAGAGAUGAGAAAGAUGGGCCCCAUUUAAUAGUUGUUCCUAGCUCAACAAUGGAAAAUUGGAACAAUGAGCUGGAGAGGUGGUCACCUGGCUUGAAAGUUAUACAAUACUAUGGUUCUCAAGAAGAGAGAAAGGAGAUGAGACUUGGUUGGCGAAAUGGUGAUCUAGAUGACGUUGAUGUUCUAUUAACAACGUAUAAUUUAAUUAGCAGUACGCCAGAAGAACGGAGACUAUUCCGAGUUAUGCCGAUUGAUUAUGUUGUCUUCGACGAGGCACACAUGUUGAAAAACAUGAGUACUAUCAGAUACGAAAACCUCGUCCGCAUCAAUGCGAAACAUCGAAUUUUGUUAACUGGAACACCCUUACAAAACAAUUUAUUAGAAUUGAUGUCACUUUUAAUAUUUGUGAUGCCAUCGUUAUUUGCUGGAAAACAAGCCGAUUUAAAGAGUUUAUUUUCAAAAAAUCCAAAGCUACCGUCAGUAAAAAACAACGGCGAAAAACCGCUGUUCGAGCAAGAGCAAGUUAAAAAUGCUAAACAAAUUAUGAAACCUUUUGUACUUCGUCGAUUAAAAUCCGAAGUUCUCCGAGAUUUGCCUCAAAAGAGUGAACGUGUAAUAAGAGUUCCGAUGACGGAGAAACAACAAAAAAUGUAUAGGAAUUUGAUAGCGGAAUUUUCAGCGGAAGCGGAUCAAAGCUCGGAAGUGAAUGGAAUAGGGAUGAUGAUGCAGCUACGGAAAUUGGCUAAUCAUCCGUUACUAGUGCGAGAUUAUUUCAACGAAUCCAAGCUAAAAGUAAUAGCAAGCAGACUAGCAAAAGAGCAUGGGUACAAACAAAAGAAUCCGGAGUACGUAUUCGAAGAUCUACUAUGGAUGUCUGAUUAUCAGAUAAAUCAGUUGUCAAGAACAUAUAAGAGUUUAGCUGGACUUGGUUUACCACAAGAACUCAUUCCUGAGGCUGGCAAAUUAAAAGUGUUGGACGAAUUAUUGCCAAAAUUCCAAGAUGAAGGCCACAGAGUGUUAAUUUUCAGCCAAUUCACAAUGGUACUAGAUAUUUUAGAGGAGUACCUAACAAUCAGAGGAAAAACAUAUUUAAGAUUAGACGGAAGUACACCGGUAACAGAUAGACAAUUUUUAAUAAACCAGUAUACGGAGGAUGAAAGUAUAUUUAUAUUUUUAUUAUCAACGAAAGCUGGAGGCUUAGGGAUCAAUUUAACAACCGCGGAUACUGUUAUAAUACAUGAUAUUGAUUUCAAUCCGUAUAACGAUAAGCAGGCGGAAGAUCGUUGCCAUAGAGUAGGCCAAACAAGACCCGUUAAUAUAAUUAGAUUAUUAAGCGAAGGCACUAUAGAAGAAGGCAUGUAUGAGAUAGCACAGGAUAAAUUGCAUCUUGAAGAACAGAUCACACGUAACGAAGAAAAUGAGAGCCAGGAUAAGAAGAGUGUACUAAAGCUACUUAAAAUGACAUUAGGUCUAGAACACAACAGAUCUCUAUCAUUGUCUCCAACAAAGAAUGCAAAAACCAGCAACGGAACAUUAAACAACGAAGGGGCGAGCGACGUAGAAUUCUAAAUGUAAUCUUUAUACUCAAACAGAUUUUGUACUAGUUGAAAAUUUAACGUCGAUUUUGUAAGUGUGAUCUUCAAAUUUUUGAUACAGUACUGUUGCAAUUGCAUAAGCGAUAUCGGACUUGUAAAUUUAUCUCGCGUAUUUCUUUCAGAAUAUGCGUAUAAGAUAUUGUUCGCAAUUGCAUGAACACAGUUUGAAUCAGUUACACAUAGAAAUUGUUUAUAUGGAUUAUUAAUAUUAUUUUGUAUAUCACGUAUAAAACCAUUCUUGUAUUUAUACACGUAUACAUUUAGGUAGAAUUUUAAUUGUAACUUCUUUUGUGUUUUGUGCAUACGUUCAAAUAUUUAUACAUAUAUGUAGUAUGUGUUUAGGCAAGUACAUAUUGAGAAUUGCACAAUGUAUACAGGAAAACGAGUGAAAAAAUCAAGAAAUAAGAACAACAAAAUGUUUCUAUUAAAAAUAGCCGCAUAAUGUGAA